AUGGCACCUGAGGUUCAUAGCUUCACAUUGGUUGUCUGCCCCACUGAAACACAUUCUACAACCACCCAUUCCUUCAUAGAAGAUAAGCUGCAACGACUUUUCCUCCAAGUUGGUUUUUGGUUUCUUUUUCUUCAAUCAACCCUCACUUAUUAUGUGCAGAAAAAAGGAAAAUGCCAGCAGCAAUUGCAGCAGGAGAACCCCACAUCCAUGAGCUUAAACGAUGUCUCAAUGGAAUGCAACAAGAGCUUUGUAAAUGCCCUGCAGGAACUGAAGAGCUUGAGACCUCAGCUCUACUCUGCUGCUGAGUACUGUGAGAAGUCUUAUGUUCAUAAUGAAGAAAAGCAAUUAGUACUGGAUAAUCUAAAGGAUUAUGUGGUCCGAGCCCUUGUGAAUAGUGUGGAUCAUCUUGGUACAGUUGCAAACAAAUUUACAGACCUCUAUGAACAACAGAGGGUUGAUGCCUUGACUUUGGAACUAAAUGUCUCAUGUCUAAAUCAGAGAAUCCUUACUUGCCAAACAUACACAGAUGUCGAAGGUUUGCGAAAGCAGCAAACGUUGUCAUCCAUCAUAAGACAUCAGAAACAUUAUAUUCUGCCUGAAACUUUAAGCAAAAAGGCACAGAAAAGUCCAAACCAACAAACAAAUGCUGCACAAACUGGAGCACCAACACAGAGCACUGGAGAUCCUGAUGCUCAUUUGCCGGCUUCUGAGGACUAUCGGCUUCCAGCAGAUAGAGAAAAAGCUGCCUCAGCCUCACAAUCAUCAAUAAGAAGUUAUCCUAAGUCAGCUACCUUAAUUCCUCGAUCAAAUGUGGUUUCACAAAGAUUUGAUGUUAAAAAUCCUCCAGGGGUUCUGAAACCUUUGACGCCAUUUAGAUCCUUUGACAAGUCCAGAGGCUUUGAGCUUCACCGUCGCCCACUGCAUAGCAAGAGCAUGCUUGUAUCUCUCUUCAGCAAAACCAAAUCCUCCAAACAAAAGAAACUUAAGUGACCCAAUGUAAUCUCAUACUUAUGUUGUUGUUUGUAUUAGCUGGAGUAUUAUAGCUGAAAUUGUGAGUUGUAACCAAAGUUCUUCCUAGUUUGAUGCCGUUAAUAACAUGAAUUUUGGUAA
Molecule: messenger RNA, 1110 nt
Organism: Dioscorea cayenensis subsp. rotundata (Guinea yam)
Lineage: Eukaryota; Viridiplantae; Streptophyta; Magnoliopsida; Dioscoreales; Dioscoreaceae
Product: probable protein ABIL1
Exons: 10
Coding region: 1-990 (329 amino acids)
Source: RefSeq, a predicted model, not a curated record